This is a messenger RNA of Python bivittatus (Burmese python), 2942 nucleotides long. The record is from RefSeq and is a predicted model, not a curated record. NCBI's taxonomy places the organism in Eukaryota, Metazoa, Chordata, Lepidosauria, Squamata, Pythonidae.
GACAAGAUGCACCACAGAGCUUCUACAAAGCUUCCCAUAGCAAAACAACACGGACCUGGGUUUCCUCUGAGGAUUAUAAGAGUCACUUGAGAUUUGAAAAUAUUGUCUAUUUAACUGCAUUUUGCACAGGAAGAGCAAUACGUAAAGAAGAAAACCAUCUCUUUUUAUAUGAGCCAGUGUACUUUAACCAGAUGAAUGGAUUUAUUUCUUCCCUUCCUUCCUCUUAUCUUUAAAUGCGUGUCCUCCUAGGCUGUUUUGACAUACGUUAUAUGGAUUGUGCACUUGAAAGGCACAUGUUGUUACACCCACAUUCUUAAUAGUGGCCCCACCUGCUAAAGCCAUUGAAGUCAUGUUUCAUCUGAAGAAAUCCUCGCCAGGCUAGGAUGUUUCUUUGGCUGAGGCGAUCAGCUUCCCAAGAGAGGGUGAGAGCAAUUCUGUGCUUGUCCAUGCAGGGAGAGAAAAGCAGCAAGAGCAGAGAUUAUUUUUCAAGUUGGCAGAGCAGGCACUUUCCUCUGCUGUUGAAGACAACUCUUCUUCUCUUCUGAACCAGAACACAGUCAAGGUUUGCUUUUAAGAUAAGCCACCUGAAGUGCCAUGUCUACUACUGUACCUCCCCAAGGCUGUGGCAACAUACCCAACGACUACUACUUCCUCUGUGAUACCAAUAAUUAUUGGGGGAUUAUUCUGGAAGUUCUGGCAGCAGUUGGUAUAAUUGUCACAGCCAUCCUCAUCCUUGUGCUUUUUCUUCUUACCUGUAAAGCCCAAGACAAUACAAAACGUAGCCUGAUCCCAGUCCAGUUCCUCUUCCUCUUAGGCACUCUAGGAAUUUUUGGCCUCACAUUUGCCUUUAUCAUCAGGCUCAAUGAGCAAACUGCUCCCACACGUUUCUUCCUUUUUGGGGUCUUCUUUGCCCUCUGCUUUGCCUGUCUUCUGGCCCAUGCCUUGGAUCUCAUCAAGUUGGUGAGAGGAAGAAGUCCAUUUUCAGCACUAGUGUUGCUUAUUAUGGUCUUUGGUUUAACUAUUGUACAAGUGAUUAUAGCCAUACAAUAUGUAGCAGUCAAUAUCACAGCCUUGAAGGAAAUGCGCAAUGUGAUGAAUAAGGAAAGACGAAGAGACUUUGUUUUAAUUCUCAUCUAUGUGCUUUCCUUGAUGGCUCUCCUCUGCAUAGUUUCCAUGUUUGUGUUUUGUGGAUCAUACAAGAGGUGGAAGAGGCAUGGUGUCCACAUACUCCUCACAGCCUUGGUCUCCAUAGGCAUUUGGGUGGCAUGGAUUUCUAUCCUGAUACAAGGCAUCAGUGCUUUAGGUGAACCAUCACUUUGGAACGAUCCUCUCCUUGGCAUUGUUCUGAUAGUAAAUGGCUGGGCUUUCCUGAUUCUGUAUGCAAUACCCGAACUCUGUGUCCUCCCUGCUCCACGGCAGCCUGGAGACUAUCCUCUGGAGAACAGUUUUUGCCAGGCAAAAGGCAUGAAAAAAACAUACGGAAUAGAAAAUCAAGCUUAUGCUCAGGAAGACAACGCACAAGAAGAAAAUACUGGCUCAUAUGUCCCUUAUUCAACUCAUCUUCAACUGAAGAACCUUGAGCCCCAACAGGAGUUCUCUAUCCCACGCCCUAAAACACGGCUCAGUCCAUACCAAGAGUAUUCUGGAGGGAAAGGAAUCAAGUAACAGCACCACAGUGAAGAGGGAGAAGCAAUGCAGAGUUGACUGAGGUGUUGGUGCAGCAGUGCUUCAAUUUUGCUAAAUCAGGAACACGGCUUACAUUGCAGUGGAUGAAGAAAGAUUGUUUUCAUUUUCUUCUGUAUGUCUUCUGGGCUCAGCACAUGUAGCACUUUAUACUCUGAAUUCAGUAAUGAACCUCUUUUGCUUUUUUCACAUUUCUUUUUCUCACACAAUUAUAACUGCCUUCAUCUUUACUAGCCAGGCCUUCACCAGUGAUCCACAUAUGAGGAAGGAAGGCUUGAAGUGGGAUUCUUCACCUAUGUAUAUUGGUUCCCUGCAUGAUUUUGAACCCUUCUUACAUGAGUUCUGAAUCACAUGGGAAGUUUAGGCCCUGUUUUCAACUUUUCUCACCAAGAUGGAUGGGGAGACAGCAAAGCUGGUGAGGAAGGACUGUUCUUCCCACCAUACUACAGUAAUUACACAUGGGCUGAUCACCUCAUGAAGAUGAUGAUGAUGUCUCUGAGAUCCAUCAAGAUUUCUUUCCCCCAACUAUUUGUCUGAGCUCACUUUCCUCAGCAGAGAGAUCUCAUCCAAUCACAGGGCCUGCUGAACAUAGCAGAAGCAGAGAGCUCACCGACCAUUACUAGUCUCUGAAUUAACUAUACAUUUACUUAUUUAUUUUGCUUUCUAAAGCACUGAAAUUAGCAGGAGGAUCAUCAUGAUGUUUAGAAUACCAUUUCAUGAUUUCCUUCUGUCUGUACAAAGGGGGUCUGAUCAGGCAGCCAUAAAAAGGGUGUUAAAGGCUUUGGUUGAAGUCUGAUUUAUAGUUUUCUGCAAUGUAUAGUAAUGGGAACUAUUCAUCUGCAUCACCACUCUUAGCCUAUACUGUCUGGGGAUGAAAGGACAUGACAUGUCUGGAAGGCACUAGACUGGGGAAGCUUGCAACAAUGAAUGGGGUAGGUAAACCUAGGCUGCAAGAAUUGGUGAAAUGGUUGCAAUGAAAUUAGUGAAAUUAGGCCUGCAGUAUGUCAUUCCUGAGAAUAAGCCUUAUUACAUGUAAUAAGACUUUGUCAACAUUUCUUAAAAAGUGUACCGGAUAUACUAUGACUAGAGAAGAACACCAAAUAAUAACAACCUUAAAAAGUUAUUUAAAUUUUAGAGAGAAACCGAAGAAAGAAAAUCUUGGCUCAACAAGACAGUGACAUCAACAUCUCUUAUGUUGCUUGAUUUUUAUAUGAGAGUCAGGCAGGUGUUUACAUUUUCCCACUGAAAUCAAUGGAAAA